AUGUUCAAGAUAAUGUACCGAACCUUUUCCACAACAAGAUCAGCGAAAACUCUUUUGGAAAGGGAACUUUACCAAGGAAACUCCGUAGUACGUUUCGUUUUGAAUGACAAGAAAGUGAACACCCUCUCACUGGCAAUGAUAAAUGAGCUGUUCGCUGAAUUGAAAGCUAUCGACAAAAUUGAGAAGGUACGAUCGGUCGUUAUCGCACACAACGGAAAAUCAUUCUCUGCUGGACACGAGCUGAAAGAACUCACUACAGAGAGCGGGUCAGAAAAGCACAACGAAAUCUUCAAUACAUGUGGAGAUAUGAUGAACUUUAUUCGAAACAUGAAAGUACCUGUAAUCGCAGAAGUUAAUGGUACCGCCGCUGCAGCUGGUCUCCAACUUGUUGCUUCCUGUGAUAUUGUCGUAGCCGGAAAGUCUUCCAAAUUUUUGGUCCCCGGUCAGAAACUCGGAUUGUUCUGCUCAACUCCAGGUAUUGCUCUGGUACGGGCUGUUCCUAGAAAAGUUGCAAUGGAUAUGCUCCUCACCGCUCAACCAAUUGAUUCUGAGGCAGCUUUGCGAGCUGGGCUAGUUUCUAGAGUAGUGGAAGAUUCAGAAGUCAAAUUCGAAGCGUUGAAAGUAGCGGAACAAAUAGGACAUUUCAGUCGCUCAGUUACUGCACUAGGAAAGGCUUUCUUCUAUACUCAAGCUGAAUUGAGUACUGUUGAUGCAUACAGAUAUGGAUCUCGAGUGAUGGUUGGAAAUUUGAAACUUAAGGACUGUCAAGAAGGGAUUUCAGCAUUCAUCGGAAAGCGUGAGCCGGAGUUUGAGCAUUCAAAUGAUCUUAUUGAAGACGCCAAAAAGAACUAG
Messenger RNA from Caenorhabditis remanei, 852 nucleotides. RefSeq lists its product as uncharacterized. Lineage: Eukaryota; Metazoa; Nematoda; Chromadorea; Rhabditida; Rhabditidae. Bases 1 to 852 code for a protein of 283 amino acids. The record is from RefSeq and is a predicted model, not a curated record. Gene Ontology annotation, cellular component: mitochondrion. The transcript is spliced from 6 exons. Gene Ontology annotation, molecular function: hydro-lyase activity.